UUUAGAUCUCAAUUUUUUAUUAUUUUUAUCUAUUAGAUUUAUUAAUAUUUUGGGGCUCAUUCAUUAGAUGUUUAUUCAAGAUGUCGUCCGCAUCGUCUCAAUCUCAAUUCUUCCUGAACAAAGUUGAUGAGCUUCAAAAACGAUUAAUGGCUGAAAAUCGUUCUCAUGAUGCUGAUAAAAAGAAUAGAAACCCUGACACAUGUUCUCCUAGCCCUAGACGGCCACGUAUAUUGGGGACAACCUCUUCACUGCCUGGGCCAUUAUUUAACCAGAAUCCAGCCAGAUCAAGUUCAGAAGGUCGUCGCAGGCCUAAUAUGAGUGGCAUGAAACUAGAGUGCUCUCCCAGAUCUCCCCUGCGAGUGGUACCAGACAGUGCUGAAAUUGAUCAGAAAAUUGAAGAAAUCAUGAAACAGUCUGGUAUUUUAACAUUUGGUGAUAAGAGACUUCUCAGUGCUAUAGAAGAUUUACAGCCUGAGGGAGAAUUAGGUCAUGGCACCUGUGGUCAGGUCACUAAAAUGCGCCACAAACCAACUGACAAUUUGAUGGCUGUAAAACAAAUGCGCAGGUCAGGGAAUAAAGAGGAAAAUAAAAGGAUAAUCAUGGAUCUCGAUGUUGUUAUCAAAAGUCAUGACUGUCCAUUUAUAGUUCAGUGUGUUGGUACAUUUAUUACUAAGAGUGAGGUCUGGAUCUGUAUGGAACUUAUGUACACAUGUCUAGAUAAGUUGCUGAAAAGAACUCGGCGGCCGGUCCCAGAGAAAAUAUUAGGAAAAAUUACAGUAGCUACUGUUAAAGCCUUAAACUAUUUAAAAGAAACUCAUGGUGUUAUACACAGAGAUGUGAAACCCUCCAAUAUACUUCUGGAUGAGAAGGGCAACGUCAAACUGUGUGACUUUGGUAUCAGUGGACGUCUAGUGGAUUCUAAGGCCAAGACUAGGAGUGCAGGAUGUGCAGCAUAUAUGGCUCCUGAGAGAAUUGAGCCUCCUGACCCAACACGACCUGAUUAUGACAUAAGAGCGGAUGUCUGGAGUCUAGGAAUCUCUUUAGUUGAGCUAGCUACGGGAGAGUUCCCAUACAAAAAUUGUAAAACAGAUUUUGAAGUUCUAACGAAAGUGUUACAAGAAGAGCCUCCACAACUAGGCCGAGAGUUUUCAAUGGACCUUAGGUCAUUUGUUAAAGAUUGUCUAACGAAAGAUUGCAAGAAAAGGCCAAAGUAUAGAAAGUUACUAGAACAUCAGUAUUUUAAAAGAUCUGAAGCUGAACAUGUAGAUAUUGCAGCCUGGGUAGCAGAGAUGUCUCCUCUGAUGGAGUUGAAUAGACCUUCAUGAUAGGAUUAUAGAGUUAAUGUUUCUUACAAAGGCCUCCAUAUUGUGAGCAGUGCAAGCAAGGCAGGCGAAGGAUUACUUGAAUAACUAAACUAUUUAGCAUUCAGUUCUAUUGUGUCAUGGAGACUUCGAUCUCAGCUCAACUCCUUCAUCCGGUCUACCCUAGCCUAUACAAAUACUUUGUUCACUGCUUUUUUUUUUUUUUUUUUCCAAGGGGAGCAAAUCAAAUAACCAGCUCAGAGAGUUUAUAUCCCCUCAGCAUGUGUACAUUAUGCUUUUUUUUUUUUUUUCGUUUAAAAUCAAACUGGCUUUGUACCUUUGUUGUGGCCUAAAUAAGUGUAUCGCUUUAGGGUUUAGUAAUCACUGAAGCUAAUUAAUACAUUGAUGACUGUUCCUUUCGUGUUUACCAUUCGAGCCUAUUUCUGUAAAAGAGACCCAAUUAGUUGCCAACUUGAACCAAGAAAAUAAAAAAAAUAUUACCUCUGCUUCAGGCAUCAAAUAUUGUGGAGUUUUGGGGUUACUUUCAGCUUGUAUUUAGUUUUAGCCCCUAGAUAUUUGAAUAAUUGAAUGGCUUUUUGUGUAUCAUUGUUGUUUUUAUUAAUUAUAAAAAGCUGUUGACUAUGUUCAGUGUCCAAACUUUUACAAGUGUGAAUUCUUGCUUUACUUUAAUACUAAACCAUGUGGCAUCCACUUUAAAAGCAUGUAUAGGGACAUAGUUGGAUCUAUACACAAGCGUAUUCGGUUGAUAGGUAAGUUUUCUAACUUUGGAAACAUAGGGGCUCAUUUUAGCGGUGUGAAGUUUAUGGAAGAAAGCAGACUUACAUGUGUGAGAAUGUCAGGCUUUGACCUCUGGUGAGCUCAUUUGUUGUGGUUGAGCACGCUGUGCUACCGUACCACAAUUGGAAGCUUUUUGUAUGUUUAAUAUUCUAAUGACUAACAGACAUUAAUAUGUUUAAAUGCACAAGUUGAACCACCCGAUUAUAUUGCUGAUGUCGAGAACUUGUUUGCUAUAUAAUUAUGUAGACAUGAAAUAUGUUUGUAUACAAGGCCUUCUGGAAUGUCUUGUUGUGUCGAGAUGAAAUAUGUUUGUAUACAAGGCCUUCUGGAAUGUCUAGUGGUGUCGAGAUGAAAGAUGUUUGUCUACUAGGCCUUCUGGAAUGUCUUGUUGUAUCAAGAUGAAAGAUGUUAGUCUACUAGGCCUUCAGGAAAGUCUUGCUUGUUGACAUGAAAGAAUUUUGUGUACCAAGUCCUUAGGAAAGUCUUGCUUGUUGACAUGAAAGAAUUUUGUGUACCAUGUCCUUAGGAAAGUCUUGCUUGUUGACAUGAAAGAUGUUUGUAUACCAAGUCCUUAGGAAAUGUAAACCUACUCUGUGUAUUCAAUUCAGUCUCUAAGGCAGCCCUUGAGCACUUCAUGUACAAUUAUUUUUGUAUAAUCUCCUUUCUAUUAACUCUUUAUUCUUAUUCUUCUGCGUUAUCAUUAUUUUUUUGUUGGAGGGUUCAGGUGACUAUAGAACCAAUAUCUGAGUUGAACUACCUAGUGGUUCCCAAAUCAGGCAGCUCCCCAUAUUUUUUUUUUAUCUAUAAGGGGUGUUAUGAGGCCAGUGUCUUAUUCUGGCCUCUUAAUGAAGCAUGCAGUCUUGAAGGAUUGGGCAGCAUUCUCUGGUGACACUCCACAAAGUCCCAUCUUUCAGCUUUUGCAGCAUACCAGUAUGUGGUCUCAUCAUGUUGUGUCCAGUUCUGAGGCGAAAGAUUAGACAUUGAUUAACUUAUAAUUAUAACUUAUAAUAGGCGUCGUCUUUCUUGUGAUUCACAUGAGAGCUUGUCCGUUUCUCAUUUAUUCUAUUCACUAUUAGUUUCUUCAGUUCUUCUGGGUAGAGUGCAAUUUUUAAUGGUGUAUCUCUUCACCCACACUUGGCAAGUGUGUCAGCAUUCUCAUCUCCUUCAAUUUCAAUAUGUGCUGGUAUCCAGACUCUCUCUCUCCAGGUUUCUUCAUUGAUAAGUCUGUACUAAAAUAUUCAACUUUCAUUUUUUUAUUACUAUGUGACUACUGAGCCUUCACCUUAGUACAUCAUGAUGAUGCUUGUUUUCUUUUUAUACUGUCAGUGUAGGGUCAGGGUCGUGGGACUGGAAUUUCAUUCUGGUGGGGCAUGAUGGGCUUGUAUCAAACAGGCAACCUUUGUUUGUAAUGUGUAUACAAAAUAUUAGCAUAAAAAUAUAAUAAAAUGAAAUGAACCAAGUCUGCGGUGAAUGAUUGAAGUUCAAAGCUGACAUGUUGCCUUAGACUGAUCCGCGUGCUGUCUUGUAAGGUCUGUGACCAGAAAUUUAUUUUGAUACUAUUCAGUGGUUUAAAAAAAAAAUGGGGGAAUUUUAUUUUAUUUUUAGAAGUGAUGUUUUACUAGAACCACAAGAGGAAUGCUGAGAACUUGUUUUUUAUUUAAAUAUUUCAAUUCAUCUGUUCUUUGAUAAAAUACUUGAUAAUUUUGAUCCAUUGCUGCUUCUACUUUGGAUCUUGUAGUUUAAGCUUAGGAGUUACAUAGAUUUCGUCUUGUGACUUGAACAUGACCAUUUGCAGCAGUCUUGGAGGAAUGUUAUAAUUCAAACCUGGGACUUGAGUUUGCUUGCAGUAAGUCUAUGUGUGUUCAUCUUUGAAUAUGUGUGCAUUGAUACUAAAUGUAUGCUAAAUUGAAUGUAUCUCUAAGUAAUUGAUCUCCAUUAUUUUAAAAUCUCUUUAAUCAGUUUGUUGUUUUCUUUUUCCCUUGUAUCAGUAAAAUGAAAAUUGAAUUCUUUAAACUGUUUAAGUCUUAGAACUAAUAUUUAUAUAUGACACCUGAUAACUCUUGUCACAAUUAAAUUGACAAUAAGAGGCUGAUGGGUCACCUCAGGCUGCCUGGCUAAAGGCUUGGAUAGCUAACAGUUGUUUAGGAUGUACCUGAUAGUUGGGUAUUCAAAGGCUGUUUGGUUAGCAUGCUAGUCCAAUAAAUAUCCAUAGAAAUAUAUGAAUUCUUUUAACUACACCAGCCCUAUAAACCUUAUUCUGAAAGGAGUGUCAGUAAUACGCUUAAACGUUUAGUUUUAGUUAGCACAAAUAUUAGUAUAUUUACUUCUGACACCAUCUUUAAAAUUUCUAGUUAAGUAAAUGCCUGUUUGAUGUUGCUCUGCCUCUGAAGGAAGAGAAAAUGUAUCAUUUUUUUGUUUAUAGCAGCUAGGCUAAGAAAAUGGCUCCAUCUAUAAUAAUAAACUCUGAAUUAUUUUAUAAAUGUACACAUUGUUUAUUUGUUGAGUGCCCUCCUUUAGGAUGCCCAGUUUGAACAUUUUGUGUGUAGGCUUGUCACAACUGUACUAUCAAAUGGUAUUGAGAACUACUGCACUUGUAUUAGUUAUUAUACAUAUUGUUUUUUUUUUUAAAUGAGUAACCUUCUCUUGAAUCACUGACACUUAUAUCAGUGUGUGAUCAUACCAGGGAACCUACAAAUGUCCCAUUAAAAAAUUUGAAAAAGUG
Molecule: messenger RNA, 4821 nt
Organism: Biomphalaria glabrata
Lineage: Eukaryota; Metazoa; Mollusca; Gastropoda; Planorbidae
Product: dual specificity mitogen-activated protein kinase kinase 7-like
Exons: 14
Coding region: 81-1325 (414 amino acids)
Biological process (GO): protein phosphorylation
Molecular function (GO): protein kinase activity; ATP binding
Source: RefSeq, a predicted model, not a curated record